UCCUGGUUCAGCAAUGCCUGCCAGAGGAAAAGGAGCUGUGAAGGCAAAGAGGUCUCAAGAUCAACCAGGGCCUUCCAGUGGAAGAAGGGGAUCAGAUGGGAGAAGAGGAAAAAAGAAAACAGAGGGAGAACAAGAUACGCAACCAGUAAAGAAGAAGCGGAGAGCGCGGUCUUCUGAAGAAACACCUUCUUCAGAGAGAAAAGUAGUGGUGACUCCAGGCCAGAGGGCAAAAUGGCAGCUACUUCCUGAGAGCUCUAGAGCACAGCUGGAGUCCAUGAUGCGUGGGUUAAUAUUAUCUAUUGUUUACGAAACUCCCCAAGGCCAAAGGGAAUUGGAAAAGCACUUAAACAACCUCAAGGAAAG
Molecule: messenger RNA, 363 nt
Organism: Gekko japonicus
Lineage: Eukaryota; Metazoa; Chordata; Lepidosauria; Squamata; Gekkonidae
Product: centromere protein Q-like
Exons: 4
Source: RefSeq, a predicted model, not a curated record